UGCAGGAAGUUUUUCAAAAUUAUUAGACACUGAUAUGUAUAUAACGUUAAAGACAUUGAAACGAGUUAUUAUUAAAUCAAACAGAAAGUAAAAAAGGCAGAGCUUUAAAGAAGUAUGUUUUCGCGUUGAAAAUAACAAGGAAACAUACCAAAGAAUUGGAAUGUAAAUUGGUGGAUUUUGACAAAUAUAGAAUUCAACAUGAGGGUAUUUCAAGUAUUUGCAUUUAUUUGGCUGCUAAAUUUAUCUUCUUCAUCCGAUGGACAAAUUAAUAGACAGUCUGAAAUUGUUCUCAAUAAUCCUUUAGAAAACUUCCCUCUCAAAAACAUGGAAAUUGAUCUUGAAGCAAAAAUCGUUUAUGUGAGUGGGAAGAAUAUUCUUUACCGGUUAAGUGUGGAGGAAGACAUGCAAAUGAUAAAAAGACAAACUGGACCUGACGUAAACUGUUUGCCGAUGUUGUCACCUGAAGAAAAAAAAGAAUACUGUGGAGAUGACAACAAUACAGUGAUGGUUGUGACCCCUGAUAGUUUGAUUACCUGUGGUACACUGAAAGGUGGACUGUGUAUGAGGCGCGAUAAAGAGUCUUUAAAUAUUACCUCUACUUCCCCAACUGUCCGUUUAGUAUCCAGAGACCAGGCAUCAGUCGUGGGAAUCUAUUUGAAUAUAAACGAUACAAGUUCUUCUCAACAGUUGAAAAAUAUCAUACUUUUUGCAAAACAAUACACUGCCUUACCACUAAGUGCUCCGUACUUGGAUCAAACUGCCAUACUCUCUGUUUUACCGGAUCUUUCAGCCAAAGUUUUAGGUGUUUCUAAUUAUGGGAACAUUUUUGAUAUGAUUUUAAGAACACCAAUAAGUGUUGAAUUGGACUACAGAGUGGUGAUUGAAAAUGAACAUUUUGUUUUUCUUCUGGUGAAUCAGAAUUCACAAUCAAAGCUUGUUAAGAUCUGCAAGUCCAUCGAUAGUAAAGAUCCAAAGAAAGUGUAUGAAGACAUUCCUUUAUAUUGUUAUUCAGAUGGGACAAACUUGACUCAUGUCAAGCAUGGAAUCUAUAUUUCCGUAUCAGGAAAGAGAUACUUAGUGGGUCUCUUUUCAAGUUCAAAACCCACUUUGUCUGCAGUGUGUGUUUUCGAAGAAAAGAAGAUCUAUCAGGCUUUUUUGAAGUCAAGGGAACACAGAUAUAUUUGUCCAAAGAAUGAUCUUUCAUCAGAAGAUAUGAUAUUUGAUGAAGAUGUAAAACCAAAAAUCUGUAUUACUAAGAAUCAAUCAGUUUCGGAUUUUUAUGGUGCUUUUCAGAAGGGAGAUUAUUGUAAUUAUGUAACAAAGCUAAUACCCCUGUUUGGUAUUAUUGUGGGACUCUUACCACUACAAGGUAAUGCAGUGUACUCCACCAAGUCUCACCGAGUCACAGUCGCCGGAAGUUCAACUGUUAACAACUUAACAUCCCUGUACAUUGGAACGGACAAAGGAUAUGUUAUUCAGUUAUUAUAUGAUACAGAGAAGAACAAAACAAGCGUGCUUGCAGAAUUCAAUUUGGACUCGUCGGAGAUAAGAGCAAUUAGAAGUGUAAACGAAAAGACAUACAUUAUGUCACAAAAUAAGAUUGUGAAACUUACUCCAAAAAAGAAUUGUGAACAAUAUUCAGGAAGCUGUCGGCAAUGUAUGAAUGUUCAUGAUUUUGAUUGUGGUUGGUGUGCAACCAAAGGAAGUUGCAGCACAUACUCUACAUGUGAGAGUACUUACUGGCUGCCAUCCGUGAAAAACGAAUGCUUGAGUCUGGAUUUAACAGUUGACUUAUCAAGACAUGCUUAUAAACUGGAAGGAAGAGUCCUGACAAUAUUGACGCCAUUGGUAUUUAUGGAAAAUAUGACAUGUAAUCUGGAUGGAUUUGGUUUUUCAAAAUCUCUAAAUGCUGAAAAUAUGUAUUGCAGGAUAGGUUCUACAGUCAUUUUCGCAGAAAAGCCAUCCUCUACUUCCGUUCCCGUUGGUGUUUUCGUUUCGAUCGUUGUCCUGAUAUUUGUCUUGUUUUUAUGUGCUAGCUUCCUCUUUUACAAAUGGGGAGAAAGACAAGGUCACAAAUUAAAUCAGAAGAACCAUCAAGAAAAUAUAGCGGAUCAUUACCAAUCUCAAAAUGAAGACAGUUCUGAGGAAACCCACACUUACGAGCAACCUCGCCCAGCAACCGCUGAAACACCAAUGGGGCAUGAACAAGAAUUAACAACGUAUGACGUGGUCUUGUAAGUCCAGUUUGACGGGCAUCGGAAAAGUCGAUAUUUCAUUAAUUUUUUACAAGGCAUAUUAUCAUGUCUGCAAAUUAAUUCUGAAGGGAUUUCAUCAUUACUAUCGUCAAAACUGCAAUAAUUUUUCCUAGAUAUUUUUUUUGUUUGCCGCUAAAGGCUUACGAUAAUGUAAGACGUCUUUUCAUGUAAAUCAUCAGGGCAUAUAUAUAAAAAGAGACCUGAUUCAGAAUAUUUAUUUUAGAAGAUGUUCUAGUUAUAUAUUAUAUAUGAAUAGCAUGUACUGUAAUUUUUUAAAGUAUAUUGCUUGUAUUUUUUUUUUGUUUUUUUGUUUUUUGUUUUUUUAACAGUAGCUAGAUUGAAGUGUUGUUGAAUUAUUUAUCAUUAUUUUGUUAUUUAUUAUAAUUUGCAUUGAUAACAGAAAGGCUUACCAUAUAACAUGCAUGUAAUAUAUUUUAGGUCUUUAAUAUGAUUAAAAAAAUGUUAAUUUUAACGUAAAAGUUGAACUGUAAAUUUUUCCCUGAUGUUUUGAGUUGAAUAUGAUUUAAAUAUGUAUACAUUGAUUUUUAUUUAUUUUGGUGGCCAUUUCAUAUGACAUUGUUCUGUAUUUGGCUGGUAAAAAGAAAAGGUGUCACUUCAUCAUCAGAAUAUCAAAUUUUGACACAACCCUAUGUCAUCCUUAGAUAAAAACUAUAGAUAAAAGAACGUCCUUUUUCAAUCAUAUCGUUUAACUGAGAAAUGAUAAUUCAAAAAAAAAUAUUGAUUUGUUUGUGGAGGGAUAUAUGCUUUUGAGAACAAAAUAUCAUUUUAACAAAUAAUGAAAUAUUACGCUUUAUUUUGAUGAAAAAUUUCCGUUCGUAACACUAUAAUUAUGCGAAAUUUCCGACAAUUAAGUAAUUUCUAUAAAUAUAUAAAAUCUAGUAUAAUUGAAGGUACUUAUUAUUUUCAAAAAGUAUUUUGUUUAAUUUUACCCAAAUGCCUAAUCGUCAAUCAUAGCACAUCGAACCUAAU
Magallana angulata is the source of this 3245-nucleotide messenger RNA. RefSeq names its product plexin-B2-like. The record is from RefSeq and is a predicted model, not a curated record. The transcript is spliced from 9 exons. Lineage: Eukaryota; Metazoa; Mollusca; Bivalvia; Ostreida; Ostreidae. Gene Ontology annotation, cellular component: semaphorin receptor complex. Gene Ontology annotation, molecular function: protein binding; semaphorin receptor activity. The coding region runs from base 199 to 2238 and encodes 679 amino acids. Gene Ontology annotation, biological process: regulation of cell migration; semaphorin-plexin signaling pathway involved in axon guidance.